AUGGACAAUACCAGGAUGAACUCCUUCUUAGAGUACGCAAUUUGUAAUCGUGGGACGAGCGCCUACUCAUCCAAGGGUUACCACCAUUCAGAACAAGGGAUAACAGCUUUCGCUCCUUGUGCAGGUAACGUUGACAAUUGCAAUGGUGAUGGACGAUUCUUAGUAGGAGGAAACGCGCACAAUGCGCUCCAGCAUCAGCACCAGCCAGCCAGUUAUUCCAGUCUGGGGAACCCAUUCGUCAGUCCAGGCCCCAACAACUACACGACCCAAACUUGCAACCCGGGUUACAAUCACCAUUACUUUUUCAACCAAGAAUCGGACGGGGCAUACUUUCAAACCUCGGGGUACACUGGCAAUAUAGCAUCCACUGUCAAUCCGCUUUCAGACGGUUAUUGUGGUGUCUCAGGGUCGGGUCAGUAUCAGCAUUCCUACGGCCAAGAGCAACAGGGUUUGGCGUAUGGGAUUUAUGAUAAUCUGUCUCCAUCUCAAGAGGGGGAAAAGGAACCUUCUUGCACCUCUGAUUCAUCUUCUUCGGGCCAGACGUUUGACUGGAUGAAAGUGAAAAGAAACCCUCCUAAAACAGCCAGAAUUGCUGAUUACGGGUUAGGUGGCCAGACGAAUACAAUGCGCACCAAUUUCACCACCAAGCAAUUAACAGAGCUGGAGAAAGAAUUCCAUUUUAACAAGUACCUAACCCGCGCCAGGAGAGUGGAGAUAGCGGCCACGCUCGAGCUGAAUGAAACCCAAGUAAAAAUCUGGUUCCAGAAUCGUAGGAUGAAACAGAAGAAGCGAGAAAAAGAGGGAUUUGCUCCCCACUUCUCCGUUAACGCUGCAAAGGAAACCGGGGACGGAUCAGACAAGUCAUCAACUACCUCUCCAUCCACAUCGCCCAGAUCGUCUACAUCAGAGAAUGUCCAAACCUCUUAA
Messenger RNA from Carcharodon carcharias (great white shark), 927 nucleotides. RefSeq names its product homeobox B1a (gene hoxb1a). The coding region runs from base 1 to 927 and encodes 308 amino acids. Gene Ontology annotation, molecular function: RNA polymerase II cis-regulatory region sequence-specific DNA binding; DNA-binding transcription factor activity, RNA polymerase II-specific. NCBI's taxonomy places the organism in Eukaryota, Metazoa, Chordata, Chondrichthyes, Lamniformes, Lamnidae. Gene Ontology annotation, biological process: regulation of transcription by RNA polymerase II. Gene Ontology annotation, cellular component: nucleus. The record is from RefSeq and is a predicted model, not a curated record. The transcript is spliced from 2 exons.